CGCCAAUUGCGCCACAGUGCAUUGUGGGAAUUCAAUGACCGGUGGUCUGUUUGUGGUGUCUCUGGACUGCUUUGUUGACAUAGAUAGCUAUAUUUUUUAAUUUCUCUGCCACUGUAACUUAGAUUUACAAAUGCGGGGAGACGAGUCAGAUUCCGACUCCGGGCGGACGGACGAGAGCUCCGUCCGAAAGAGCUUGGAAAUGCUUUGUCAGGAGCUAAAUAUGGACGAACAGACGGCAUCUGAAGCCAUGCAAAACUUCAAGUCGAUUUGGAAUACAUACACACUGGAGGGGGAAGUAGUUCAUUGGCUAGCCUGCUCUCUCUAUGCAGCCUGCAGAAAGGGCUCCACUCCCACUGUGGGUAAGGGGGUGAUGGAAGGCAACUGUGUGUCCCUGACUCGAAUACUCAGGACGUCAAAACUGAGUUUGAUUCAGUUCUUCAACAAGAUGAAGAAAUGGUCGGAUAUGUCCAACUUAUCUCAGGAAUUUCGGAAUCGCAUGGGCCGCCUGGAGAGAACCUUUGAAGUGUCAACUGUGAUCUUUCGGAAGUUUGAGCCCAUAUUCAUGGACAUGUUCCAGGAUCCUCAAGGGGAGCCCCCACGACAGCCUAGAAGCAGAAAACACAGGCGCCUGCCAUGUCACGUCAGCGAUGUAUUCAAAUUCUGCUGGACCCUGUUUGUGUACACUAAAGGAAAUUUCCGUAUGAUUGGUGAUGACUUGGUGAACUCAUACCACCUCCUGCUCUGCUGCUUGGACUUGGUGUUUGGAAAUGCCCUGCUAUGCUCCAACAGGAAAGACCUUGUCAACCCACUUUUCAAAGGCAUGCCCAGCAUCUUCAGGUUGGAAAACAACACCCCGGACGAGCCGCCAUGUGUCAUCGAUCGGCUGUGUGAGCUACACGAUGGCUUGGUGGUGGAGGCCAAGGGCAUCAAGGAGCACUACUUCAAGCCCUACAUUAAAAGGCUCUUUGAGCGGCAGAUACUUAAAGGGAAUGAGGAGCUGCUCACUGAUCUUCUGGACACACCAAAUUUCAUAGAUAACAAUAAAGCGAUAAACCGGGAGUAUGAGGAGUAUGUGCUGACUGUGGGGGACUUUGAUGAGAGGGUGUUCCUGGGGGCGGAUGCCGAUGAGGAGAUUGGGACACCCAGGAAGGCUGCACCAGAACCCCGGGCCUGCCAGCUGUCAGCCCGCAUGCAGGUGGAGAGCAACCUGCAACAGCACUUUGAGAAGAAGCGCACCCUGGCCCCCUCCACUCCUUUGACAGGCAGACGUUACCUGAAGGAGAAGGAGCUACUGGUGACCCCUGUGUCCUCGGCCACGCAAAGCGUCAGCCGACUCCAGAGCAUGGUCUCGGGCCUGCGUAGCGCCCCCAGCGAGGCCCUGAUGCAGAUAUUCAAGUCAUGUUCGCGGGACCCCAUCGUAGCCAUUCUGAGCAGAGUGAAAACCCUGGGCGAGACGUUCAAGCAACAUUACACAAAGGACUCAGAGGAGCUGCCUGGAUCACACAUGGAUUUUGCUGAGAACAGGAUGAAGCUGGCUGAAAUCCUCUAUUACAAGAUCCUUGAGAACGUCAUGGCCCAAGAGACAAGGAGGCUACACGGCAAAGACAUGGCUGUGCUGCUGGAGCAGGACAUCUUCCACUGCUCUCUGAUGGCCUGCUGUCUGGAGGUGGUGCUGUUUGCCUACAGCUCCCAGCGCACCUUCCCCUGGAUCAUCAGCAUCUUCAAACUACGACCGUUCUACUUCUUCAAGGUCGCAGUUAUAAAUGAGAACUUGUUCUCAACCGGCCUACCUGGUGAAAUAAAGGUGAUUGAGGUGUUCAUCCGCUCAGAAGAGGGUCUGUCCCGGGACAUGGUGAAGCACCUGAACUCCAUCGAAGAGCAGGUGCUGGAGUGCCGGGCCUGGACAGCAGACUCUGUGCUGUGGGAGGCCCUGGAGCAGGCUCACAACAAGGUCCCCACCGUGGAGGAGGUGAACUUCCCUAGUAGUUUUGACACGGGGAACAGCAAUGCUGGUCCCUCCCACCUCCCUCUGGUGGCCCUCUCCCCCAUUAUCCACCCUCGCAUCCGCGAGUUUAGGACGGGCCUGAGCAGCGCACGCAAAGACAUUCCUCCAUCGCCCUUAUCCGUCCACGACCGUUACAGCUCCCCGGCGGCAGGCAGUGCCAAGCGGCGUCUGUUUGGGGACGACAGCAGCAGCCAGGCCCAGCAGUCUCCGUCCCUUGCCAAGAGGAUUAUGUUCACACCCGGCGGGACGCUGAAGAUCGACACUCCCACCAUACUCAAUAUGACCACAGCCAACGGCCAGCAGCUCAGCAUCCCACUGCAAGGUAUAAAGAAUGAUCUGGGAGGCAUCACGCUGAUCCAGGUACAGACCAGAGGGGAGCCCGGCAGUCCCAUUACAGCCCAGGUCCUCUUGACAGCCUCCCCCAGCCGGCCCAUCCCGGCACCCCAGGCCCAGCCAGACCCCCAACAGAGCCGGCCCCGACGCACCGGCUCCUUGGCCCUCUUCUUCAGGAAGGUGUACCACCUGGCCAGUGUGCGGCUGAGAGAUCUGUGCGUUAGGCUGGACAUCUCGGCAGAGCUGCGGGGCAAGAUCUGGACUUGCUUUGAGCACUCCAUCGUCCAGUGUCCGGAGCUGAUGAAAGACAGACACCUGGACCAGCUCCUCCUUUGCGCCAUCUACAUAAUCUCUAAGAUUACGAAAGAAGGCCACACAUUCCAGGACAUCAUGAAAUGUUACCGCAGUCAACCACAAGCCAGCAGUCAUGUCUACCGCAGUGUCCUCAUCCGACCCAGCAGCACCAGAGAACAGCCCUCAGACGAGAACAUGGAAGUGGACCCCUCUGGUGGAACAUCUUUAAUUUCAGCUGCUGAGAAAGCCGACCAGAGCAGCAGAGAGGAGGCUCUUGCCCAAGGCGAGGAGCGCGGCGACCUCAUCCAGUUCUACAACUCUGUCUAUGUGCUGAAGAUUAAGGGCUUUGCCCUCCGAUACGCCGCCCCCAGCAUGGACAACAGGAUGGAGGCCCCUCCUCUGUCCCCGUUCCCCUCGAUGAGAGCCCAGCCCCUGUCCCCCCGUCGCAUCUCCCAGAGACACUCGAUCUACGUGUCCCCACACAAGAACGGCUCCUGUCUCACCCCGAACUCUGCCUACACCUACAAGAUCAACGGCAGCCCCUCCAAAGAACUGACUGACAUCAACCGGAUGAUCCGCCAGGGCGGGGUGAGCAGGAAAAGGGCCUUUUCCAUGGAGGGCGACUACUUGGGCGAGUCCCCCACCAAACGGGUGUGUCCCGAGAGUGAGGAUGUGCUGCUCAAACGGCUGCAGGACGUGGUCAGCGAGAGAGCCCACCACUGAGAACCCCACCCUGAAACUCAAUCUCCUUUUAAGAACCCCACAUUCCAGUGCCAACAACUCAUUAAUGUCUUCUGCAAGUGCUUACCCUACUUACAGCAUGAGUCUAUCUUUUUCUGGUCAACAUUUCUUUGUUUUCAGAUGUGAUUUCAAAGUGAAGGACAAAGGUUGGUGAUGAACCAAAACCUGCGUUGCUUUUAAAUUGUCCAUGGACUUCAAGACUGUGACCAAAAUAGGCUUUUGCUGCUGAAUUUGUCUAUCAUAAAUGAUCCUUUGGCCCUCUAUUGCAUUGUAAAUUAUGCAGGCGGUAUCAUAACAGAAAGGGCUAGUCUCUAUAUGAAAUAUGGCAGUUGACUUUUCCCUUCAUGCUGCAUUUGUGUAGUAUCUACACUUUUUAUUUGGUCUUAUUUUAAGGGAAAUUUCUGAGUUAUGGUUAGUGGUGCUAUUUUUGAUAAAAUAUAAAUUUGUUUUUAAUCUUAACUCAACAUCUUACAGUAAAUCUAAACAUUUUACAUUUAAACAUCAACUCCAUACCAACAUGUCUGGUAUUGCACAAUUACUUGCUUGAUCCUUGAUGUAGUAGGUGCUCAAAUUUGAUGGGUUUCUUAUCAGGAGUUGAAAAUCCAAAUGUUACAACAACCGCAUUUAGUAAUUGAGCAUCAUUAUGUCAUUCUAUUCGGAAAGUAUUUAGACCCCUUGACUUUUUCCAUAUUUUGUUAUUAUUCUUAAAUGUAUAUUUUCCUCAUCAAUCUACACACCAUACCCCAUAAUGACAAAGCAAAAACAGGUUCUUUAGAAA
Molecule: messenger RNA, 4151 nt
Organism: Oncorhynchus gorbuscha (pink salmon)
Lineage: Eukaryota; Metazoa; Chordata; Actinopteri; Salmoniformes; Salmonidae
Gene: rbl1
Product: retinoblastoma-like 1 (p107)
Exons: 23
Coding region: 131-3355 (1074 amino acids)
Biological process (GO): regulation of transcription by RNA polymerase II; negative regulation of G1/S transition of mitotic cell cycle; cell differentiation
Cellular component (GO): transcription regulator complex; nucleus; chromatin
Molecular function (GO): RNA polymerase II transcription regulatory region sequence-specific DNA binding
Source: RefSeq, a predicted model, not a curated record